This is a messenger RNA of Cydia strobilella, 1510 nucleotides long. RefSeq names its product UPF0488 protein CG14286. Bases 170 to 799 code for a protein of 209 amino acids. Lineage: Eukaryota; Metazoa; Arthropoda; Insecta; Lepidoptera; Tortricidae. The transcript is spliced from 3 exons. The record is from RefSeq and is a predicted model, not a curated record.
UAGUUAUAAUACUCCCAAGUGCGAGUAUUUACCAAGAUUUAAAUACUUUCUUUUUUAACCGUUUCGUAAAUCUCUAGACGUCAAUGUCAAAAUUAUUAAAAAAAUACACAGCUCAAAACAAAACGUGAGGUUAUCUUGUGAAUAAAUAACUGAAUUAAAUAUAUUUAUAAUGCCGAAACCUACGAAGCUACAUGCGAAAAAGAAGCCUACUUCUAUUCAGAAGUCGGUGAACGUAGAUAACGAGAGCUCUGCAGGAGCAGAUCCUGAAGAAUCUUUAAGACAAUUCCAGUUGGAGUUGUGUUGGUGUAUCCAACAGUUGGAGAAGACAUUAGCUGAAAACAAAGGAAAUGAAAAGCAAUUGACCGAGGCAUGGAAGGUGGUAAAUGUGUUAAAAAACAACAGCAAACCCAUUAUACGGAAGAGGCAGCUCAUGAGGACGCAUUUCGGUGACUACAGGGCGAAAAUGGCGGCUGAAGAAAAGAAACUGGCUAAAAUGUCAAGUAAAAUCAAGAUAACAGACACACCGGCCCAGCCAAAAGCAACAUUCCUCAGAAAAUCAGCAUUUUUGACAACUGGAGACUCAUCAUUUAGGUUCAAAUUUAAUUUAGCCCCAGAACAAGUUGAUGCUGGCAACACAAUAGAUGGCAACACUUUAGAAGAGGGAGAUACAGCAGCCAUAGAUAAUAAAAACAAUGAUACCACUAUGAAAAAUGACACUAAUUCACAAGAAAACAAGAAAUUCAAAUUUACAUUCUCUGAUUCUGAAUUUAAAUUUAAUUUUAAUGUAAAUAAUUCCUAACAUUAAGACAAUCAGUAAAUGUGUUUGAAUUUGGCAAAUUGGAGGCUUUCAAUCUGGCUUGCUGAAUUGUCACACUAAAAAGACAUGUAUGAAGAAGUUAAAAUGUAAAGCCUAGUUCAGACUACCUUAGUAAUUUAGUCGCGUGGCGAGUAUUACGUGUCCGAACACCAAAAAUUUAGGCGAGUAGAUUAGUCAGUGAUUUAGUCAAGUGGAUCCAUUUUAUUCUAUUUUUUCCGGCGAGUGAACCUCCCCCCAUCACUUACUAAUCUACUCGACAACAUUUUUGAUGUUCAGACACGUUUAGUAACUAAAAUACUCGCCACUUGACUAAAUUAACGUAGUCCGAACACUCCGAACCAGCGUUUCAUUUUCUACUCACUUGUAACUCGCUUGUUUGUAGUGCGAACGAUUUUUGGUCAUGACUCAUUACUAACAUAGUACGAACUAGGCUUAAGUAAUGGAAAUUAGACAGUAAAAGCCGUAACAUACUACCGCACCGCACCGCGACCUAAGUGCGGUCAAAAUAUCUCUAUCUCGCUCUAACUUAUAGCUGCUUCCUUAACGCACGUACGGCGACGACCUUACACACUAUCGAUACGUGCGCCGCACCGCACCUAGGUCGCGGUGCGGUGCGGUAGUUUGUUACGGAUUUAACUGUCUAAUUUCCAUUACUUAAGCCUAGUUCGGCCUAAAGACCAAUAUUGGUAUGCA